Messenger RNA from Drosophila ananassae, 367 nucleotides. RefSeq lists its product as uncharacterized. Lineage: Eukaryota; Metazoa; Arthropoda; Insecta; Diptera; Drosophilidae. Bases 1 to 237 code for a protein of 78 amino acids. The transcript has a single exon. The record is from RefSeq and is a predicted model, not a curated record.
AUGGUCCACCAAAUUCGUACCCCCAACAAGGCCAUUCCAGCCAAGCAUCUGAGUCCCAUGCGGACUGUGGAGGGUCUGGGCGGAAAGUAUGCCGUGUCCAGCAGUCCGGCCGACAGCUUCUUGCGGAACAAUAGGCUCACGGUUCAGAGCAGCUCCCAGAAGCCAUCGGCAGCCUUCAAAUACAACCAAAUGGUCAUCAACAAUCGGGAGCAAUUCAAUGCACUUCAUUUCUGCUAGGAUGACAGAAGGGCUAGCUUCUGGGACCUGGAGAGGCCGGAAUGGAAGGGAUGCCGGACAGCAGUAUCAAUAUACCUAUUACCUGUCACAAAAUAACGCAAUAAAUUAAUUCACAAAAAUUUUCCAAUAA